ACAGGAGAACCGGGGCUCGAGGCGACCAGGAUUCCAUAGGGACAAACCUUGCUAUGACAUGACCCUUGCAUCUGGCCUCACUCUCAGCUCUGCCCGGGGCUGUCCUUUCUCCGGUUCCUCUGCCUUCAAAGAGCCCCCGGAGCACGCCAGCUGCGGCCAGCUGCCUCUCUGCACCUUGAAGCCACCACCAACCACUGGAAUUUGUGCCAUGGGCCAGCGGUGGAACAUAAUGAAGCUCCUCUCUCCAUCUGGGAAAAGCACCCACCUGAGAGGCAGUGACAGAGUUUCUGAUGAACAUUUACUGCCACACGUUUUCAGGGGAAAAACGAGUGACAGGAGCCUCAGGGCCAGCAGCGCCGCAGAGGGGUCGGCAGCCUCGUCGGGCCCGAGCUUGCUCCUCCAACCUCCGUUACCACAAACGUGGAUGAAGAGAUACAUCCACGGAGACUGGAGAGAUCCCACCAGGGCAGACGACACUCAGAGUCCUCAGACGUCGUGCCUUGGACGGUUCUGGAGCUUCUUGGAUGUAGAACAAGCUGCAGAAAUGCCCCUCGAGGGCCGGGAACCUACAGCUCAACGAAGCAGCCCAGCCCUUCGGCCUCGGCGUGCCGCCCUGCGUGGGCCCCUUUCCCGGAGCGGCCUCUCUCCGUGGAGCCCCCAGCCUGGCCCCAGGCGCCCAGCAGGCUAGCCGGAGGGUUUGCUUGUGCGGUGCUGUGUCCCCUCCCUAGGGGAGAAAGCGGGAAACCAGCUCUACGCGUGUGGUUGCUGACCUCACAAACCAGCGCCUGUGACCGACCGUUACAGCGCGUCCACCCGGUUAGCACGCCACGGCCACGGGGAAGCUGAGAUGAGGAGCGUUUCGGUCCCUGGGAAGGAAGCCCUUGCAGCCUGUGGGUCCUCAGAACCACCCCCCUCAACCCCGUGCUUUCCAUUCUCAGUGAAACCGUGUUUCUGACACAAAAGGCAGAAGAGGAACAGCCUCCCGCGCUUGGUGAGGUGGCUGUCUCCGGUUGGCAGCGGGAGCCCCUGAGUCCUUGCCCGAGCCCUGGAGCACGAGACAGGGAGACUGCAUCCUGCCCCCACACCCUGCCUUCCCCGGGCCGUGAUCUGUGCACAUCAGUGCCGUCCGCUCCACAGGCUCUCCUCA
Molecule: messenger RNA, 1147 nt
Organism: Vicugna pacos (alpaca)
Lineage: Eukaryota; Metazoa; Chordata; Mammalia; Artiodactyla; Camelidae
Source: RefSeq, a predicted model, not a curated record